AUGACGGUUGUAGCGGCGGCGGCGGCGGUGGAGGGAGGCGUGGGGAGGAGGAGGAGGUUCGCGCUGCUGCUGGCGGCGAGGGACUCGGAGUACGUGCGCAAGGUGUACGGCGGCUACCUGGAGGUGUUCGUGCGGGCAUUCGGCGACGGCGACGGCGGCGGCGAGGAGUGGGACAUGUUCCGGGCGGUGGACGGCGAGCUCCCCGGCGCGGACGAGCUCGACGGCUACGACGGCUUCGUCAUCAGCGGCAGCCCGCACGACGCGUACGGCGACGAGCUGUGGAUCCUCCGGCUGUGCCUCCUCAUCCGCGACCUCGUCGCCCUCCGCAAGAGGCUCCUCGGCAUCUGCUUCGGCCACCAGGUGAUAUGCCGCGCGCUGGGCGGCCGCGUGGGGAAGGCGAGGGGCGGGUGGGACAUUGGCAUCAGGGAGGUGGCCAUGGCGGAGUCGCUGCCGCCGUACAGGUUCCUCGACGACGCGCUGCAGGGCCUCCCGGCGGCGGCGGCGCCGUACGCCAAGAUCACCGAGGUGCACCAGGACGAGGUCUGGGAACUGCCGGCCGGCGCCGAGGUGCUCGCCUCCUCGUCCAAGACCGGCGUCGAGAUGUUCUGCGCCGGCGACCGCGUGCUCGGCAUCCAGGGCCACCCGGAGUACACCAUUGACAUCCUCCUCAACCUCGUCGACCGCCUCUCCUCCGCUGGAUCCAUCACCAUGGCGAUGGCAGAGGCAGUGAGGAGGCAGGUGGAGGAUACUGGCCCUGACAGGGAAUUUUGGCUCAAACUGUGCAAAAGUUUCCUUAAGACUGAAGAAGAAUAGCAUAUGCCCAAUUGCCCAUGCACUGAUAAACAUACACAUUUAGUACUACCUUGUGAUUGUAUUUAGUAAUUCUGGCCAUGUCGAUGUUUGUGACAGUGUGAGGUAGCUUGUUGCUUCCUAGUUUAUGCUGUUAGUGGUAGGCACAGAUGCCCAGUUUUACCAUCAAAUUUAUUGUGAAUCAGUAUGUAUUGGAAGUCCUUAUCACCAAUGUUGACAUGCAUAAUUGAAAUAAACAAAGCUUGAU
Messenger RNA from Oryza brachyantha (malo sina), 1057 nucleotides. RefSeq names its product gamma-glutamyl peptidase 3. The record is from RefSeq and is a predicted model, not a curated record. Gene Ontology annotation, cellular component: cytosol. The coding region runs from base 1 to 813 and encodes 270 amino acids. The transcript is spliced from 3 exons. NCBI's taxonomy places the organism in Eukaryota, Viridiplantae, Streptophyta, Magnoliopsida, Poales, Poaceae.